Messenger RNA from Guyanagaster necrorhizus, 937 nucleotides. RefSeq lists its product as uncharacterized. Lineage: Eukaryota; Fungi; Basidiomycota; Agaricomycetes; Agaricales; Physalacriaceae. Bases 87 to 809 code for a protein of 240 amino acids. The transcript has 5 exons. The record is from RefSeq and is a predicted model, not a curated record.
GAUGCUGAUGUUGAUAACAGCCGUUGAGUGAUAGAAUGGUCUUGUGUCACUAUUUCCCCUGACACUCGGCAAUUUUAGACGAGGCCAUGAAGCUGGGCAGAGUAUCGAUCACGCUGGGCGUGGUAUUUUUCGCAGCCUGCCUGAUAGAAAUCUUUGGCAUCGUGAGCUCCGUCACGCGGCAGCUUACGCUUGUACGAAUAUAUGUGGACCUGGCCUUUCUUUCUGCCGUGUUGUUGGCCGCCGUCGGCGUUCUCGAUGCUAUCGCAUAUUUUGCCUUCGCGGAUGAUAUCAUUGAGGAAUGCAUAUCAUUGUCUUCCAGAGGUGCUCUUGACGUAAAGUCGCUCUUUCGGGGUAGCGCAUGGCCGAGACAACCGAUUCUCUACGUAGAGGACGCCCAAAGACAAUGCGUUAACGCUUGGUCAAAGCACGCCUCCAGCGAAGUUCUUUCUAUUCUUUUUUUCUAUCUGCUCCCUUCAACCUUCUCUUAUCUUCUCGCCUAUACAUACCAUCGACGAAUGCCCGCUCCGCGAAACCGCCGUCGAGAACCCAUCCGAAUGGAACGUUUUGUCAACGGCAACAGUACUAGCCAAAGUCCGGUAUACAACACGAAGUCCGAUGACUCUCCUUCAGGUUCAGAAAGACCAAAGAAAAGUGGUGGACGAGGGGUGCCACUCGCAUCGCCGGUGAAAGGCAGUCGAUGGACUGAUUCCUCAACUGUGUCCUUGUCCCCGGGUCCGCCCAGUUAUGGUACUGUUGGGAAUUAUUUCAGACUUCAUGAUGUUCAACUCAGCGCCAAUUGCGCCGAGUGAGGGUCUACUCCACCACAUCUGAUUCCGAAGUUUUACUUCCUUAAGUGUCUAGCACCGUAGCCCUAGCGUCUUCGUAUAGUUUCAUAUUGUCAAAUAGUCCGUAUCUCUCUGUAUAAUCUGGUCUCGAA